Molecule: messenger RNA, 2916 nt
Organism: Salvelinus fontinalis (brook trout)
Lineage: Eukaryota; Metazoa; Chordata; Actinopteri; Salmoniformes; Salmonidae
Product: zinc finger protein 239-like
Exons: 2
Coding region: 266-1288 (340 amino acids)
Biological process (GO): regulation of transcription by RNA polymerase II
Cellular component (GO): nucleus
Molecular function (GO): DNA-binding transcription factor activity, RNA polymerase II-specific; RNA polymerase II cis-regulatory region sequence-specific DNA binding
Source: RefSeq, a predicted model, not a curated record
UUCUUCAACAACAACAGCAGCUAGUCAGCCACCUCGAUAGUUUACUAGCCAACAAAGCCGAAACAUUAAAGCUAUUUAGACUGCUCCGGUGUAUUACUAGCUAUAUUUUAAACACACUUCUGUCGUAUCUACUUGUUACCACAUUUAAUUUAAUAUUCAUGCCUACGUUGUUAGUUACCGUAGUCAUCUACCUGGCUGGUUAAGUUAGCAGUAGCACUAGGCUAAUCGUUAAUGCUAACUAGUUAGCUAGAUAACAUCCUCGACCAUGAGCUCACUAAACUACUGCCCUCCUGCUAAAGAAGAAGAGGUUCGUUGGACUGAGAAAGAGGGUCUGUGGCUGAACGUUGUCGUGAAAGAAGAGAAGGAAGAGGAGGAUAAUGUCUCGGUAAAAAAAGUAGAGGGUGAGGCGGUUACAGUUAAAGAAGAAGAGAAAGACGUUACAGUGAAAGAAGAAGUUACGGUUAAGGAAGAGGAGGAAGAGAAAGAGGUAGAUGCAGUUUAUGGAGUGAAAGAGGAGGAGGAUGAGAUUACCGUUACAUUGGGGGAGGAGGAAGAAGAAGAACAAGAAGAGGAGACAGGAGAUCUGAUUAACACCAGAGAGAGACCAGACUCUCACUCUGACAGCGGGAAGAGUCCUUCAGGGGAACCAGACCCAGAGACGCCCAAACCAGCAAGAAAACACCACUGUACCCUCUGUGGAAAGAGUUUUACUAAGUUAGGCAACCUGAAAGCGCAUGAGAUAAUACACACAGGAGAGAAGCCUUACCACUGCUCCCAAUGUGGAAAGAGUUUUACCUGGAUAGGGAACUGGAAAACACAUGAGAAAAUACACACAGAAGGGAGGAAGACUUUCCACUGCUCCCAAUGUGGAAAGAGUUUUACCAAGUCAGGGUCCCUGAAAAUGCAUGAGAGAAUACACACAGGAGAGAAGCCUUACCACUGUUCCUAUUGUGAAAAGAGUUUUAGGUGGUUAGUGACCCUGAAAACGCAUGAGAAUACCCACACAGGAGCAAAGCCCUACCAAUGCUCCCUGUGUGGAAAGAGUUUUACCCAGUUAGGAGGCCUGAAUAGACAUGACAGGACACACACAGGAGGAGAUAAGACCUACCACUGCUCCCACUGUGGAAAGAGAUUUAACCGGUUAAGACAUCUGAAUAAGCAUGAAAGAAUACAUACACAGGAGGAGAAGACAUACCACUGCACUCAUUGUGGAAAAACAUUUUCCCAGUCAGAGGACCUGAAAUCACAUGAGAGAGUAGAGAGGCUGUGUUCGGACUUAUGUUUUUGACUGAGAAUUUGUGUUUUUGUUCAUGGGCCAUUCCACGGUAACGGAGUGAUCCUGAGACUCACCUUUUCACUUUAAAAUGUAUGCCAAGAAAAAAACAUUGCUUGCAAAGUUUAACAAACAAUACACCUACAGUACCAGUCAAAAGUUUGGACACACCUACUCAUUCAAGGGUUUGUCUUUAUUUUUUUACUAUUUCCUACAUUGUAGAAUAAUAAUGAAGACAUCAAAACUAUGAAAUAACACACAUGGAAUCAUGUAGUAACCAAAAAAAGUGUUAAACAAAUCAAAAUUAAUUUUACAUUCUUCAAAGUAGCCACACUUUGCCUUGAUGACAGCUUUGCACACUCUUGGCAUUCUCUCAACCAGCUUCACCUGGAAUGAUUUUCCAAUAGUCUUGAAGUAGUUCCCACAUAUGAAGAAUACUUGUUGGCUGCUUUUCCUUCACUCUGUGGUCCAAUUCAUCCUAAACCAUCUCAAUUUGGUUGAGGUCGGGUGAUUGUGGAGGCCAGGUCAUCUGAUGCAGCACCCUGCUUGGUCAAAUAGCCUUUACACAGCCUGGAGGGGUGUUUUGGGUGUGUUUUGGGUCAUUGUCCUGCUGAAAAACAAAUGAUAGUCCCACUAAACAGAUGGAAUGGUGUAUCGCUGCAGAAUGCUGAUCUGCCCUGCGGUUGGAACCAAAAAUCUCAACUUUGGACUCAUCAGAGUUCAAAUUUCCACCGGUCUAAUGUCCAUUGCUCGUAUUUCUUGGCCGUAGUAGUGGUUUCUUCGCAGCAAUUUGACCAUGAAGUCCUGAUUCACACCGUCUCCUCUGAACAGUUGAUGUUGAGAUGUCUGUUACUUGAACUCUGUAAAGCAGUUAUUUGUGCUGCAAUAUCUGAGGCUUGUAACUCUAAUGAAUUUAUCCUUGAGCAGAGGUAAUUCUGGGUCUUCCUUUCCUGUGGCUGUCCUCAUGAGAGCCAGUUUUAUUAUAGUGCUUGAUGGUUUUUGCGACUGCACAUUAAGUUUCAAAGUUCUUGAAAUUUUCCGUAUUGACUGACCAUGUCUGAAAGUAAUGAUGGACUGUCGUUUCUCAUUGCUUAUUUGAGCUGUUCUUACCAUAAUAUGGGCUUGGUCUUUUACCAAAUAUCUUCUUUAUACCACCCCUGGCUUGUUACAACACAACCGAUUGGUUCAAACUGAUUAAGAAGGAAAUAAAUUCCACAAAUUAGCUUAUAACAAGGCACACCUGUUAAUUGAAAUGCAUUCCAGGUGACUACCUCAUGAAGCUGGUUGAGAGAAUGCCAAGAGUGUGCAAAGCUGUCAUCAAGGCAAAAGGUGGCUAUUUGAAGAGUCUAAAAUAUAAAUAUAUUUUGAUGUUUUAACACUUUUUUUGAUUACUACAUGAUUCCAUAUGUGUUAUUUCAUAGUUUUGAUAUCUUCACUAUUAUUCUACAAUGUAGAAAAUAGUAAAAAAAAAAAAAAAAACCUUGAAUGAGUAGGUGUGUCCAAACUUUUGAUCGGUGCUGUACAUUUAGAGGCUUAUUUGGACAUUAUCUGACUGUUUGACUGAAUGAAUCAGAAAUUGCUUUUAAUGUAGAUGUUUAGUUUGUGUGAAGUUUGUCUCAUUAAAAUUCCCGAACUUAUCAACA